Messenger RNA from Lolium perenne, 1552 nucleotides. RefSeq names its product protein WVD2-like 2. Gene Ontology annotation, molecular function: microtubule binding. The record is from RefSeq and is a predicted model, not a curated record. Lineage: Eukaryota; Viridiplantae; Streptophyta; Magnoliopsida; Poales; Poaceae. Gene Ontology annotation, biological process: microtubule cytoskeleton organization.
UUAAAAUUAAUAAUGGUAGGCAUGGCCGGCGUUCCAAAUCGCACUUUUUUUUUCUGUUUGCGUCAAUGACUUCGAUCAAACCGCGUUCGUGCGGAUCUUUAAAUGAUGCGUGCGGGAUGAGGGUUUGACUUCAAUUACAGGGUGCAUUUUUUUAAUUAUGUGAAAUCUUAUCCGAUUGGCAUGUCGUAAUUUGCUACGAAGACAUGAAGAUUUCUACUUGUUAUCAUGAGCCCACUGGGGAAAGAGGUCGUAGAAAUGUCCACAGAUGAAGAAUCAGAUUGUGUGGUUAUAUGUCCACCCAAUGGAGAAGCUCGUCAUGAAGAAGUUAUGAGUGGCAUCCAUGAUGAAGAUUCUCCAAAAGGGAAAGAAGCCCCUACUGUUAUAGACUCACAUAUGGAAGACAUGCCUGCAAGUCGACAUUCAACAAAGCUUGUUAAUGAACAAAAGUCUUCUCUUCCAAAUUCACCGACAAAGCCUGGUAUAGCUGGGCAAAAAGGGUCUAAGCAGACUGUUCCACAGCCAUUCGCUCUUGCAACCAAAAGAAGGGUUUCUGGAGAAGUACCUUCUACUUCAGUAUCUCAUUCAACCAGCAACGGAGAAAAACUUUCUGACAGAAGUAGCAGCUCACCGGCAAGCAUGGCAAAGAAGAGUCCAUCAGUGACACCCAGGAAGCCUCAACAAUCUGACAAUACCAACAGUCAAGAGGAGGACUCAUAUUCAGUUACUUCUUCAACUGUAACCUCGGCAAGAGGUGGAAAAACGAAGAAGACAACAGUUCCUGUUCCGCCUACAUUUGUAUGUGGUAAUCGUCUUGAGAAGAGGGGGGAGUUUUACACUAAAUUGGAAGAAAAACGCAAGGCUUUGGAAGAUGAAAAACUUGAAGCAGAGGCCAGGAAAAAGGAAGAGCAAGAAACAGUUCUAAAACAACUAAGAAAGAACCUGGUUAUUAGAGCAAAGCCUAUGCCAAGCUUCUACCAAGAGGGUCCCCCGCCGAAGGCUGAACUUAAGAAGGUGCCACCAACACGUGCCAAAUCACCAAAAUUGACACGCAGAAAGAGCUGCAGCGACUCCCCUCUUACACCAGAGGGAGGAAAGGAUAGUGCAGCAUGUUUCCGGUUGCAUCGCCACAGUAUUGGGAAUUUAAAGAAUGGUAACAGCAGCGCUCAGUGUUCUCCCAAGAGCUCUCCGAUGGCAGGGGCGGCUACAAAAACCAGAACGGCUAAGUCCGCAAUGAAGACUGCGGGGCAGCCAGGUUCUACAAAUGUUGCUGUACGGAGCUAACUCUUGCACCGUUUCACUAUGAUGGCUUUUUCAUUUUAAUUUUACCUCACAUCACCAAAAGACGGCGUUAUGUCCCGACAGCAUGUGCGUUUUGUUGCUGGACUAUUUUUUGCAUUCUCCAUGUAAGAACCUUGGUACCGAGACCAUGUGCUGUUCCAUGUUGUAAAUUUCUUGAGGUUGUUGUAAGGGGUGACUGAGUCUGUUCUUUCUGUAAGAACCAAUGUGGCAGCCGAUAAGCUGUUGGAAUGACAUUGUUGUUGCUGUUGAUGUA